This is a messenger RNA of Daldinia vernicosa, 2003 nucleotides long. RefSeq names its product Phophatidylserine decarboxylase-domain-containing protein. The record is from RefSeq and is a predicted model, not a curated record. Gene Ontology annotation, cellular component: mitochondrion. The coding region runs from base 536 to 1912 and encodes 458 amino acids. Gene Ontology annotation, molecular function: phosphatidylserine decarboxylase activity. Gene Ontology annotation, biological process: phosphatidylethanolamine biosynthetic process. The transcript is spliced from 6 exons. NCBI's taxonomy places the organism in Eukaryota, Fungi, Ascomycota, Sordariomycetes, Xylariales, Hypoxylaceae.
UACGUUUAAUGCGUGGUCAUAUUAGGUUUACUCGGAUUGACAUGCAAGUAUGAUUCGUUCGUACUAUUUUUAAGUUAGGUAGUUUUCACUAUGAUACCGUAUAACAUCGCCGAGGGAAACCCUGAAGGGUUCCUGGAAGACAUCCGUAAUCUUGGUCAGGGACGGAAGACUACAUCAUCGAUCCCAUAAAUUAGGCGGCUUUCUUACAAAAACCUGCCAACUAUUCCACCAAACAAGCAUCAAGUGACAUCUCGGUUACCCACGAUUUGGAAACCUAAACGUUGAAUCAGGGGCCAAUUCCACUUUAGCUUAGAUGCUAGAAGCUCCACGUCGAAUCAUUACAUCAUGAUCAAGUCUUCAACCUCACCACAUGGUAGUCUUUCUAAAUUCUGUACCCCGCAUCCCUACGGUAUAUGAGACCAUGGAAGACCAUGGUUCUUGGCAAUUAAGGAACGGUUCUAGAUUGAAACUGCUUAUCCACAUCGAAUACUUCGUUAAAGACUUGGCAUUGUGGUUUAAUAUAGUAUAAUUCAAGAUGGUUCACCAACACGGCGACGAACACGAUAUCCCCGAGGAACAUCGUACUCAGAACCAUGGCGCCUGGCUUCCAGCGGACCAUCGUGUCCAACACGAAUGGCUCAAGACGCAAAUCGAACACGUCGACAAGGCUCCUCAAAAAGAGCUAAUUCCCGUCCUUCAAGAUUUUAAGAAAUUGAUCGAGGGAAACUCGCGCAUUUACAUGUACUUUAACCAAAUGUGGGAGGAGAUACCGCUCAAGAAGCCGUAUUACAAAGACCCGACUGGUACCAAGAGGCAGAUCCGAGACUACCGACAUAUGCUAGCCGUGCUCAACCACAUCUUCACGCAGGCUCCUCAGUGGACUGAUGCUGGAUUCGGUGUUGGCAUGGUCGGAGUCCCCAUGGUGGGUAUCUUCGACUAUGUGAUGGCUACACCUAGUGGUCAUGCCGCCUUCUUAGAUCCGGAGGUCAAUAAGAUGAUGAAAAAGAUCCUGAAUGAAUGGGGCAAGUUCUUGAAGACACCGAAAUCAGCCGAAGUGCUCGCCUCUCACAAGGAGGGCUGGUUCUCUGAGCACGGCCUGAAGGACUUGAUGGAGGUAGCCAACGCACCGCUGAAGACGUCGCAUAGGUUCGAGGAUAUGUACAUCUGCGACCCUUCAGCUAAGCAUUAUGGCUAUACUUCUUGGGACGACUUCUUCACGCGACAGCUGCGCGAGGAUGCACGACCCGUAGCCUCACCGGAUAACGAUGACGUCGUAGCCAACUCAUGCGAGUCCAAAGUGUACAACGUGGCACGACACGCCAAGCUACGCGACCGCUUCUGGAUCAAGAGCCAGCCGUACUCGGUUCUCGACAUGCUAGGCCACGAUCCUCUGGCCGCACAGUUCGAUGGCGCGACAGUGUACCAAGCUUUCCUAUCAGCAUUAUCGUACCACCGUUGGCACGCUCCCGUCUCAGGCCGCAUUGUACGCGCCUUCGUGAAAGAUGGCACUUACUUUAGCGAACCGCUGUUCGAAGGCCCCGCAGGUGGUUAUGCUGAGGGCGAACACAGCACGCAAGGCCCUGGUGAAAUCGACACGCGCGGCAUCAGCGUGGCUCAAGGAUACCUGACGGCGCUGGCGACGCGCGCUGUCAUCUUCAUCCAGGCAGAUAAUCCUGCAAUCGGACUGAUGGCGUUCGUAGGCGUGGGUAUGGACGAGGUCAGCACAUGUGAGAUCACGGUGGGCCAGGGGCAGCAUGUACAAAAGGGCGACCAGAUUGGUAUGUUCCACUUCGGCGGCUCGUCGCACUGCCUGCUGUUCCGUGCCGGAGUACCGGUCGACGGGUUCCCAAGUCCAAGUCGGGCGGAGAAUGUGGCCGUGAGAAGUCAGGUUGCUGUUAUCAAGCGGAAGUAAGGAUUCAAAUCUUAGGCCUAUUAUAUGUCACAGACAAGAUUCGAAUGGUGAGUAAGUUGUCUAGAAAGGGACCUUGAUUUAAAAAUAAAUG